This is a messenger RNA of Rosa rugosa (rugosa rose), 1222 nucleotides long. RefSeq names its product WAT1-related protein At3g28050-like. The record is from RefSeq and is a predicted model, not a curated record. The coding region runs from base 45 to 1139 and encodes 364 amino acids. Lineage: Eukaryota; Viridiplantae; Streptophyta; Magnoliopsida; Rosales; Rosaceae. Gene Ontology annotation, cellular component: plasma membrane. The transcript is spliced from 7 exons. Gene Ontology annotation, molecular function: transmembrane transporter activity.
CAAUGAUUUUCAGCUUGAAGGAGAGAAAGUGGUAGCUGGGAGAGAUGGAGACUUAUCUGCCAUUUGCAGGGAUGGUAAUGGUGGAGUGUUUGGAUGUGGGAAUGACCACACUAAGCAAAGCGGCCAUGUCCAGAGGAAUGAGUCACUUUGUUUUUGUUGUCUACUCAAAUGCUCUUGCCACUCUCAUCCUCCUCCCUUCUUCUUUCAUAAUCCACAGAAAUAAGAGACCCCCAUUGACCUUCUCCAUUCUCUGUAAAUUCUUCCUUCUUAGCCUUGCUGGGAUAACUAUUAUGCAGAACUGUGUGUUCACUGGAGUAAACUACAGCUCUCCUACUCUUGCCUCUGCAAUGAGCAAUUUGGUCCCAGCUUUCACUUUCUUCCUUGCUGUUAUCUUCAGAAUGGAAAAGUUAGAUUUGAGGAACUCAAUGAGCCAGAUCAAAAUCAUGGGCACCCUGGUAUCUAUAUCAGGAGCAUUGAUUGUCACUCUCUACAAGGGUGCUCCACUUUUAGGCACACCAGUUCAAUCAAUUCCUGACUCUUCUCCCUCGAACACCUCUUCGUCGACAUCAAUGAAUAAUUGGAUCAUUGGAGGCCUUUUUCUUGCAACAGCUUCUUCAUGUCUUGCAAUAUGGAAUACUGCUCAGGCUGCCAUUCUUAAAGGAUACCCAUCAGAGAUGACCAUAGUAUCCUUCUAUUCCUUAUUUGGAACCAUUCAGUGUACAAUACUUUCCUUGUUUGUUGAAAGGAAUCCAAGUGCCUGGACACUGAGGCCUGACAUUGAGCUUGCCUCUAUCUUCUAUUCAGCUAUUUGUGGAGGUGUUGUAACAUUCUCUGUGCAAACAUGGUGCAUAAAAAAGAAAGGACCUGUCUUUGUGGCUAUGUUCAAGCCUUUGGGGAUUGCCAUUGCUGCUUUGCUGAGUGCUAUCUUUCUAGGGGAAGAACUCCAUGUUGGAAGCCUUAUUGGAGCAGUGGUAAUUGUUGUGGGAUUUUACGGAGUAAUCUGGGCGCAAUCAAAAGAGGAAAAAGGUUUGGAUAUAAAAACAAAGGAAGAUAGUGAAUCCCAGGAGGAUGAUGAGAUUGAUAGGCUGCAGUCGUCAUCUCAGAAGAAGCCUCUAUUGGAGAGCGAAGUACAUGUUUAAAACAUGUUUCAUGGCUAGAUGCAAUUACCACGUUAUCAUAUAUAAACUACAAUAACACUAUAGCGUUUUGUAUAUUCCUAGCA